AUAAAAUUAGACGAUCCCAACAAAAUCCCUACUAAUUCAACUUGGUCACUGAAAGCGAUCAAAGGUUUCGGAUUCACCGUCUCAUCUCAUACAACAAGAAGAAUCAGAUAUCUAAUAUCCGGUGUAACUGAAAUUGUUAAGGGGCAUGAUAUAGGCGAGCAUUGGAUUGAUCUCACAAGAUCAUUGCCGCUUUCGUUGGAGGAUUUAGAAGGGGAGAAAGGAUCGAGUAGAUGGACAACAAGCUUUAAACUUUCUGGCAAGGCUAAGGGUGCUACACUAAAUGUCAGUUUUAGUUUUUUAAAUCUUACAGAGAAUGGUUCUAGUGCAACGGGAGAUAGCAGAGUUCAUAGGAUACUUCAGCAUGAUGGUAUUGUUCUAAGUAAUGUAAACCAAAGGUCUCUAUCACCUCUGUCUGUUGAUGUGAAGUUUGGUACUGAAAUGUUGCCAAAUGUAGGGCUGGAAUUUUCCAAAUCGAUAAGCAUUUUAUAUCAGAAACUUAAUGAAGAGAGCUUACAUGGUUCUUCUGGCUUAGAUAAAUUGUCUGAACAUGUGGAGCCACUCAAACCCGAUUCUGAGUCUGCUAAAUAUAUAGAUGAGGAUAAAAACAAGUUUUUUGCUAUUGAGCAGGGUGAAAAAUGGUGUCUGAAAGAUCCAACUUCAAUUGAACAAAGUGCUAUUCAGACUAUUGAUGGCUCUGUCAUUGAAACUAUCGAUGUGGAUGAGAUCCUUAAAGAUUGUGACACAGACAUAGAUGAGGUGGUGGAUCCUGUUUUAAAUACAUCCUGCUCCAGUUGUAUGCUGAAGGUUGUGGUAGACGAUUGCGUACGAGAAAAGAGUAAUAAAUGUUCCAACCCAAUGACUGUGCGAGAGCUGGAGUCGGUUUUUCAUGACAAAUUGGUUGCAGAAUCAUCAGUAUCGGAACCUCCAUCUGCUUUGAAUGAGUUUAUUGAGAAUGAAAAGUUUAUGGAAGGUAAAUCACAUUUUGAGGCUAGCGAACUGACAAAUAAAUCGCCAAGUUUGGAUGACAUUGCUGACACUGUGGCUAAUGAUUUCUUAAAGAUGCUGGAAAUUGAACAUGAUCUAUCUAGCUUCAAUUCUGACAGUGCUCUUGAAUCUCCUAGAGAGCGUCUGUUGAGAGAGUUUGAAAAUGAAGCCCUAGCUUCCGGUGAUUUCAUCCUAGAUAUUGGCACAGCAGGGGAAGAGGAGGAAUUUGAUUCCACCAUUCCUGGUCUUUGUUGUGGGGAUAGUUCUGAAGAUUUUACUUUCUUGUCUGUUGUUCUGCCCAGCAAGGAGCAGAAGAUGGAAAGUUUGUCACUGAAAGACAGAAGGACGGUUGAAAUGGUUGAAGACUUGGAGACUGAAGCUUUAAUGCAUGAGUGGAGCUUAGAUGAGACACUGUUUCAAAGUUCUCAUGUUCAAAGUGAUGGUUUUGGAAGUCCAAUUGUGCUUUCACCUGAAUGAGAUCAAUUUCCUCCACUGGGAGGUGGAUUUUGGCAUUUCAUCCCGGGAAAGGAUGGAUUUGUUUUGCGAGCUACGAAUUCCAGGCUUUCAGAAAUUUUAAAAACGUUGGCCACAUGGUCUCAUGCAAGUAUCCAAAGCAGUUGUAGUUCCUGCAAGAUUGGGUUACUGAUAUCAACUUUGCUUCACUUGGAAUUGAGAGCCUGUCGUUGUAGGUCUAUAAGUAACUUAUGCCUUUCAAGGAUGAUAAUGGAAGCUGCUUCUAGAGCUGUCGUGCUAGAAAGGCAGUAUGAGUUGUUUAUUAGCAAGAAUCAUCAGAGAAAGGAAGUUUUAGGACUUCAUUUUGUUACUAUGAACCAGUUGGCACUUCAAUGGUUGCUUUAAUUCAAGUGGAGACGCACCUCUCCCUCUAUUUAGACAUAGGAUCAAUGAGAAGGGAUUCCAGUUUUCAAAAUCCCUGAGUUCCACAUUGCAGGUUAAACACAGCAACCCUUUAAGCAGUGCAUAUAUGGGGUAGAAAAGCACAGCAGCAGUCUGGGACCCGCUGGUUGCUUGCCACUGGCACUUCUAACUCCAAUAAGAAUACAUUUUCCAAGUCAAAGCUGAUGUAAGAGUCUACCAACCAGCGAUGAGAAGGUGCAGGCUGAGAAUGUGCUGUGGAGUCUAACCUCUAAUGGCAGAUUUAGGUCCAGAUUCUUGAAGCCCUGAUGCCAUCAUCCAAAUGAAGGUGUCAAAGCUUGUUUGAGAUUGCAGCAUUUGCCUACUUUUUGAGAAUAUGUCUUCAUUUGUAGAUUGAACAUGUAGCCAUUUUUAUCAUCACUGUAUGUAUUAUCCAACUUUUCUUGAACUUUAUGUUGGAAAGGACUGUGCAGUCCUAUAGGAACUGUAAUCAAUUCAUGUUCAUUUGACAAAAUGAAGCAUAUAUGUUCUAAGUUU
Molecule: messenger RNA, 2394 nt
Organism: Gossypium raimondii (Peruvian cotton)
Lineage: Eukaryota; Viridiplantae; Streptophyta; Magnoliopsida; Malvales; Malvaceae
Product: protein PLASTID MOVEMENT IMPAIRED 1-RELATED 2
Exons: 5
Coding region: 439-1461 (340 amino acids)
Source: RefSeq, a predicted model, not a curated record